UUCUCUGGUGGAAUGAGGGCGCAAGUCGAUUCCUUCAUUAGUCCAAGUAAUAAUAGAACGAUGACUCAACGUGAUCAACUUAGAAUUUUAAGCAUGUGAUCAGUCAGUACCUUUAAUUAUGAGUGAGUUAUUAAGUCUCCAUUUUAUUGCGGUCCUGCCAAGGCCACUGUUGUUCAGUGCGUCCCAGAAUAUCUGAGUGACCUUUGUGUGGUUGUCCAUGUCUGUAAGAAGCAGAAAGGAGAACUGGUAUUUGGAUAAGAUGUAUUGUGCGGACCGAUGAUCUAUUUCAGGUCUUAAGGCAAUUCAGAAGGACUGAUGCACUGAGCCUAAGGGGAAGCAGAGCAGAACUUAUUGCCCUGGACGUUUGCUUUGCACCGUCUUUGUGGUAGUUAUGACUUUUUCUGAACUCGGAGUGCCCUUCAGGUGGUGUUCCAGGACAUGGACAAUGACAAAGAUCACCCGAAUGGCUAAGCCAUGCAGGGGGCAGUUUGCCAUAGCUUCAGGAUGUAGACUACUGAGUGUAAAGCCUGUGGACCCUCCUCUCACGUCGGAGCGUUAUAAGGUGUCCCGUCUACCAUUUUCCCAAGUCACAGCUCAGGACCUGAACUGCUUCCAGCAACUGGUUCCAGGAAGAGUAGUCACGGAGGAAGACGAUCUGAGAAGCCAUAACAUUGACUGGCUCCGCACAGUACGUGGUCACAGCAAGGUGCUUCUUAGACCCCAAAAUACAAAUGAAGUGUCUGAGAUCCUAAGAUAUUGUAAUGAGAGGAACCUGGCUGUGACCCCUCAGGGUGGGAACACAAGCUUAGUUGGGGGCAGCAUCCCCGUCUUUGAUGAGAUCCUCAUCUCCACUGCUCUUAUGGACCAAGUAAUCAGUUUUGAUGAUAUCUCUGGUGCUUUGGUAUGCCAAGCAGGAUGUGUUCUGGAGGCUCUGGACAAAUACCUGGAGAGACGAGGAUAUACGAUGCCUCUAGAUCUUGGUGCAAAGGGAAGCUGUCACAUCGGAGGCAACUUGGCCACUAACGCUGGUGGCCUCAAGCUUCUUAGAUACGGAUCUCUCCGAGGGACGGUUCUGGGAUUAGAAGCAGUUCUUCCGGAUGGCACAAUCCUGAACUGUCUCAACUCUCUUCGGAAAGACAACACCGGCUAUGAUCUAAAGCAGCUGUUCAUUGGCUCUGAGGGAACUCUGGGGCUAAUAACAGCUGUAUCCAUUCUCUGUCCACGCAAACCCGGUGCUGUAAACGUGGCUCUGCUUGGAUGUGAGAGUUUCACUAGAGUGCUGCAGGUCUUCACCCUGUGCAGGGAUCGUCUCGGAGAGAUUCUGUCUGCUUGCGAGUUCAUGGACGCUGCGUCUAUGAAGGUGGUUCAGACCCACCUGAAGCUCAACAACCCAAUACCAGCAACUGCCUUCUACGUAUUGAUAGAGACCUCUGGUUCUUCUGCACACCACGAUGAAGAAAAACUGAAUGAGUUUUUGGCCCAGGCUCUGGACACUGGACUGGUAACGGCAGGAACAGUCGCCACAGACCAAACCAAAAUAUUGAGUCUCUGGGCCCUCCGGGAGCGGAUUACGGAGGCUCUGGCUCAUGAUGGCUAUGUCUUUAAAUAUGACCUCUCUAUGCCUGUAAACAAGCUCUACACUUUGGUCGAAGAAACAAGGGCUCGUUUGGGGAAAUCUGCUAAAACCAUAGUUGGCUAUGGACACCUAGGUGAUGGGAACUUGCAUUUAAAUGUCACAGCCGAGUCACACACUGAUAGUUUGCUGGCUGCACUUGAACCUUUUGUAUAUGAAUGGACAGCCCAGCACAGGGGUAGCAUCAGUGCAGAACAUGGCUUGGGGUUCAAAAAGAGAGAUCACAUUCAUUACAGCAAAUCAACUGAAGCGGUGCACCUAAUGCAAAAAAUCAAACGCAUGCUGGAUCCAAAAGGCAUCAUGAACCCCUAUAAAACUAUUCCAUCUUCGGAUUAAUCACCAAAGCACACAACUGUUUCGACAAUACCUUAUUUUCAUUGUAUUUACAAUAGGAAAAAGUAAGGCAAUGGUUUGGUUGAUCAAAACAUGAUUUAAAGAGAAACGAUAAUACCGGUAAUCCUAUGAAAAGAUCUAAAAGGUUGUGUGGUCUACAGAUACACAUAUGCUUUUAAAGUACUUUUUACAGAUCUAUGGUUGGUGCUUGUUGUAUUUGCCUUUUCUUUCAUCAUGGACUGAAUGACCUUACCUUGGAAAGCUGGUUCAUUCAGUAUGCCGUGAGCUUGGAAGACCUAGGACACCCGUGAAUGGUAAUGCUCAACAUCACCCUUCCGGCUUUUGUGAGCUGUUCUGAGUUGAGACUACACUGAAGAGAAUACUACAAUCUAUAUGCACGUGCGAUCACUCAAUUUUUGAUGUAUGUAUCUGUUUUAAUAAAUACAUCAAUUGCCA
This is a messenger RNA of Spea bombifrons (plains spadefoot toad), 2422 nucleotides long. RefSeq names its product D-2-hydroxyglutarate dehydrogenase (gene D2HGDH). The coding region runs from base 392 to 1969 and encodes 525 amino acids. The transcript has 10 exons. Gene Ontology annotation, molecular function: catalytic activity; FAD binding. Gene Ontology annotation, cellular component: mitochondrion. NCBI's taxonomy places the organism in Eukaryota, Metazoa, Chordata, Amphibia, Anura, Pelobatidae. The record is from RefSeq and is a predicted model, not a curated record.